UCACAAAAUCCUCGAGCCUCUUCGCUCAUGCCGCUAGAGAAAGCAACGGACAUGAUUAGUUCUCUGGAUGACCCUCUGAUAUUCCAACGGUUGAGAGUUUUCCAUCAAGUCAAGUGGGAGACGGGGUGGCUGCCGGUCAGCCGGCGGGAUUAUUUUCAUCCUGACCGGAAGUACCUGUUUGUGACUGGGGAGCGAGACAUGUGCGCGGGAAUCAAGCAUUUCCGAACCAGCCUAUCGUGCCGAAUCAAGGAGGCUCGGCAUCUGAACCGGACGCUGGUGCUUGACAUGCGCGUGUGCCUCAACCAAGUGCACAAUAACGGGAAAUUCGUGUACAAAGCUCUGCACGAGCACUUCGACCUCUCGUCGAUCAAGGCGCCCUUCACCCCUCUUCAGGGGUUUUUACGGAAAGCGUUGGCGUGGGAGAGAAUGAGGGAGAAGAGGCAGAGGGGGGGAGGGAAGGGGGGGAGGGAGAACGGGAAGAAUGGGGAGAGGGAGAAGGGGAGGCCGUCGUUUGGGGUGCGUGUGGUGAGGCGAGAGGCUUCUACUGCUACAGUGGCGCUUGAUUCAGUCACACCGCUGAUCAUUCGUGAAACUUCGUUUGGCUACAGUACGUGCAAGAUGCCAGGAACGCCCUUCAAUCCCGCAGAAGAGGUGGUUCAGUUUCGACCGGAGCUGCUGGCGCUGGCUGCCACCAUGUCAGAGUCCAUGCAUGGGGGUGACUAUGACGCCGUGCAUGUGCGGCGCGGAGACAAGCUGAAACCUCGCCUAUGGCCGCACCUGGAUAAUGACACGCAACCAGCAGCACUCCUGGAGAAGCUGCCCCGGUUCGUUGCACCUGGACGCACUCUGUACAUUGCCACGAAUGAGAAUACGACAGGCUUCUUUGAUCCCUUAAAGAGCCUCUAUGACAUCCGACUGCUGCAAGAUUUCAAGCACCUGUGGGACCCUGGGACCAUGUGGUAUGAUGGCUAUGCCAAUUUCGCCAGGCCUCGUCCAACCAUGGACGCAUACAUGGAGGUCAUUGUGGAAUAUUCAGUCCUGACAUUGGCGAAGUGUGUUGUUGAGACUUUUAAUGACCUGACAAGUGAUAAUGCAACGGGCACUUGGAAAUCAUGAGCAGUCCUAGAUGCCACCAAAAGUUUUGAGAGCACAGGAAGUACCUCCCUUGGCGACGAGCCAUACGAUGCCCAUUCCAAGAAACUCACCUUUCUUAUGCUCAUUGAAUGCGGUCUCAGGGUAACGAAUUAGCUAGAAUGAGUGAUACAGGGUGGUUUUGUCUUGAGUAGUACUCUCUAUGAGCAUGCACCUAUCUAGCCUAAAACAUAUACAAAUAUAUGUUGACACACCCCCUAUGCUAGACA
This is a messenger RNA of Closterium sp. NIES-67, 1361 nucleotides long. NCBI's taxonomy places the organism in Eukaryota, Viridiplantae, Streptophyta, Zygnematophyceae, Desmidiales, Closteriaceae. The record is from the annotation of a GenBank genome assembly.